AUGAAAAGGCUGUCAAACCGUCUCGGUGAUUUCUUUCUUUCUAUGAUGCCCGUUUUGAAGUCUUACGAAAUUGCCAAUUUAAAACAACCAUCUUCAAAACCUAUUGUUGAUGAAUCAAUCCCUGGUUCGUCCAACCAUUCUACCAGACCUAAACGUAGGAAUAAUGCCAUUUUGUUGAUGUAUUCAGGUUGGGGUUAUUACGGUAUGCAAAGAUGCCCUGUUUUUCCAACUAUUGAAGGAGAAUUGUCUAAAGCUCUAUUUACUUGUGGUCAACUCGAUAAUCUGACAGGUGAAGAACAUAAAAGAGUUCAUUUUCAACGUGCAUCUAAAACUGACAAAUCCGUUUCCGCUCUUGGACAAGUUUGUUCCAUGCAAUUACACGAAGACACAGAUUUAUUAAAUAAAUUAAACAAAGCCCUACCUGAAAAUAUUCGUGUUCUUGAUAUUAUUCGCGUAACUCGUGGGUUUUCUUCAUACGGUUCGUGUACACAUCGAAUUUAUGAUUAUCUAUUACCUACAUUCGCCUUAUCACCUGCUACUUCAUUAUUAAACGAUUCCAAUUGUUGGACUUAUCGUUUAACAGUUGAACAAAUUACACAUGUUAAUCGUUUACUUGAAAAGUAUAUGGGUACUCAUAAUUUUUAUAAUUUCACUUCAGGAAGACUUGCAACGGAUAGCAGUUGUAAUCGAUAUAUUAUAUCAGCCAAAUGUAUGUCAACAUUUUUACUCGGUGAGCAUCAAUAUACUAUUAUACGUAUUACUGGUCAGUCGUUUAUGCUGCAUCAAAUACGUAAAAUGAUUGGUUUAGCAUUAGCUGUUCUACGUGGUUAUGCAACGGAAGCAGUAUUUGAUAUUGUGUUCAGUAAAGAAAGAGUGCCCUCACAACACAACUCGUAUUCUGGGUAUUAUUGAGGGAACAAAAGGAUACUUGCAGAAUUAGUCUGAAGUAAACACGCACCUAAACGGGUCAGUAAAAUUUGAAGUCAAUCAAGGAAAGCAAACAUAAAUUAUUCGUUUUUAAGUGUACUUUCUUUAUUUUCCCUAUAGCCAUGAAUAGUUUUUUGGGAUGUUCAUUAUCGCCUACUAUUUCAUUACUAACAAAUUCACUGAAAAUGUGAUGAGACGGAGUUGUAGACAAACCAUUGUUUUCUCCAUGUUUAUAUGAAGAAGUCUUAUGUUGAAAUCAUUACAUGUUCUGCUAUUCUUACCUCUCCAACUCGUUUCCCAUUUACUAAUUUUUUUCUGACUGCACUGUAAAGAAUGUAAUCUAAAACAAAACUCGAAGGUAUGUAGGUAUCAGUACCAUGGUUUGACAUGAUAAUUUCAAAUAAACUAAACAUUGGGUGGUUUAUUAUUGAUUAGAAUGAAAAUACACUAUUGACAUCCCAAGUUGUGUAAAAAUUAAAAUUUCUGACAUUUUGUAACUCAGUGGAACCCUCUUCUUCAGAGAAUAGAAAAGGAAUAUAUAUAAUAUUCAU
Molecule: messenger RNA, 1478 nt
Organism: Schistosoma mattheei
Lineage: Eukaryota; Metazoa; Platyhelminthes; Trematoda; Strigeidida; Schistosomatidae
Source: the annotation of a GenBank genome assembly